GCGUCUCUUUGGAGCAGACACCGGCUGAGUGAAACGCAGCAACAAGAGAAAGGAAUACUCUUCGGGUUCGUUUUCUACCCGGACUUUCUCCGAGCACCGCACAUCCCUUCCGGUACAAACAAUUUAACCCGAAAACUCGAUGUGGAAGCUGGGCUGAAGGAAGAAAGAGCCACGCUGGGGACGGCAACUAGCUUAUCAAACCGAGCUCGACUAGUAGCCUAGUUGCCUCCCGAGCGACGCUUUAGAAGGAAGGAGUCAUUUAGCCCAACCGGUGGUGAUAAUGGACUAUGAUUUUAAAGUAAAGCUGACCGGCGAAAGAGAGCGUGUCGAGGACCUGUUUGAGUACGAAGGAUGCAAAGUAGGAAGAGGCACCUACGGCCAUGUGUACAAGGCGAAGAGAAAAGAUGGGAAGGAUGAUAAGGACUACGCCCUCAAGCAGAUUGAAGGCACUGGCAUCUCCAUGUCAGCCUGCAGAGAGAUUGCACUGCUGCGGGAGCUGAAGCAUCCCAACGUCAUUUCACUGCAGAAGGUUUUCCUGUCACACGCAGACCGUAAAGUGUGGCUGCUGUUUGACUACGCCGAACAUGAUCUCUGGCACAUUAUUAAGUUCCACAGAGCAUCCAAGGCCAACAAGAAACCACUGCAGCUGCCUAGAGGAAUGGUCAAGUCUCUGCUCUACCAGAUCCUGGAUGGCAUCCAUUACCUCCACGCCAACUGGGUCCUCCACAGAGACCUUAAACCAGCUAACAUUUUAGUUAUGGGGGAGGGGCCAGAGAGGGGUCGAGUAAAGAUUGCGGACAUGGGGUUUGCCCGUCUCUUCAAUUCACCGCUGAAGCCUUUAGCCGAUCUCGACCCUGUGGUGGUCACCUUCUGGUACAGAGCACCUGAGCUACUGCUGGGGGCACGGCACUACACCAAAGCCAUCGACAUCUGGGCUAUUGGCUGCAUCUUUGCGGAGCUGCUGACGUCUGAGCCCAUAUUCCACUGUCGCCAGGAGGACAUCAAGACCAGUAACCCUUACCACCACGACCAAUUGGACCGCAUCUUUAAUGUCAUGGGCUUCCCUGCUGAUAAAGACUGGGAGGACAUUAAAAAGAUGCCAGAACACUCCACGUUGAUGAAAGACUUUAGAAGGAACACAUACACAAACUGCAGCCUUAUAAAAUACAUGGAAAAACACAAAGUCAAACCAGACAGCAAAGCAUUCCACUUGCUGCAGAAGCUGUUGACAAUGGACCCCAUCCGUAGAAUCACUUCUGAGCAGGCCAUGCAGGACCCCUACUUUUUGGAGGAGCCCUUGCCCACCUCUGAUGUGUUUGCAGGGUGCCAGAUUCCCUACCCCAAGAGGGAGUUCCUAACUGAGGAGGAGCCAGAGGACAAGGCAGACAAAAAAAACCAGCAACAGCAACAGGGAAACAACCACACAAAUGGGGCGGGACACACCGGCAACCCUGACAACAGCCAUGCUCAGGGCCCGCCUCUGAAGAAAGUGCGAGUUGUUCCUCCGACCACGACUUCAGGUGGCCUCAUUAUGACCUCGGACUACCAGCGCUCCAAUCAACAUGCUGCCUACCAGAACCCUGGACCAAGCACGGCACUGCCCCAAAGCAGCAUGGGAUACUCCUCUACCUCCCAGCAGCCGCCCCAGUACUCCCACCAAACCCACCGUUACUGAGAAGACCCUCUUAUUUACACAAGCGCGCGCACAUACACACACUUCUAAACAUGGACACGCAUGUACACCGCCCUGAACAUGUCCACCUGAACAAAGGUACUGAGGAAUGUGGGGAUGUCCAAGGCAACAAAACGCCCCACCCCACAGAGGGCACUUUCGCCCCAGCAGUUAGGUCUGAUUGACAACAAACUACACUGCUUCAGGACACGCCCAUAACCUGAGUAUUAGAAACACUGCUAUAGAGCAAGACCUGAUGGGGGGUGGGAACAUUAGAAGGCGGGAGGAUUAGAAGAAUGGAUACAAGGAUAUAUCCCAACCUUGUCCUGUGAAUCAAACUAACCAAGAGAAGAUGGCUUGGGGGGGGGGGGGGGGCUGGACAUGUGUUAAUCUGCUGUGUCAUCUCCUCCACUUGUCUCCACACCCCCACCUACGCCUGACCUCAGCCAGUUACCCUCUACCAUUGACGCUUGGAUGAGACUGAAGGCUGCUAUGUGACUGCCAGCGGUGACAGAUGCCUGGCCGCCUCCUGUCUGUUUAUUUUGUGUGCGAGGCGCUGUGAAGGCCUCAGCUGGGGAUUGAACUGAGCUGCGUGAAGCAUGCUGGGAGGAUAUGGAGCCCCCACAGCUGUGGCGUUGAGGGUUUUGUGUUGCGAAAGGACACAAAAAAAGAUGACAAAAAAUUAUUUUAGUAGUGUAUAAUUUAAUCUGUUUUCAGGGUAAGUGUGGCAAAGCAGCUUGCGCUGUCUGAGCGCUCCGCUGCUGUAUGCUGUGGGCAAGCCGUACAACAUGGUGACAACCUACCAACGCGUGGAGGACGGCAGAUGGAACAUGCAUUGUAUUGUUUGGAAAUAUUUUACAUGAAGCAAGUAUCCUAACAAUAAAAGUGAAAACAAU
This is a messenger RNA of Pseudoliparis swirei, 2568 nucleotides long. RefSeq names its product cyclin dependent kinase 8 (gene cdk8). Bases 281 to 1675 code for a protein of 464 amino acids. Gene Ontology annotation, molecular function: RNA polymerase II CTD heptapeptide repeat kinase activity; ATP binding; cyclin-dependent protein serine/threonine kinase activity. Gene Ontology annotation, cellular component: mediator complex; nucleus. The record is from RefSeq and is a predicted model, not a curated record. Lineage: Eukaryota; Metazoa; Chordata; Actinopteri; Perciformes; Liparidae. Gene Ontology annotation, biological process: protein phosphorylation. The transcript has 13 exons.